Messenger RNA from Alosa alosa (allis shad), 1307 nucleotides. RefSeq names its product deoxyribonuclease 1 like 4, tandem duplicate 2 (gene dnase1l4.2). Gene Ontology annotation, biological process: DNA catabolic process. The transcript is spliced from 9 exons. NCBI's taxonomy places the organism in Eukaryota, Metazoa, Chordata, Actinopteri, Clupeiformes, Clupeidae. Gene Ontology annotation, molecular function: DNA nuclease activity. Gene Ontology annotation, cellular component: nucleus. The coding region runs from base 332 to 1165 and encodes 277 amino acids. The record is from RefSeq and is a predicted model, not a curated record.
CUGCUGGAUAAAAUUAUGUUUAGAUGCUUCAAUAGCCGAAGAUGUGUGUGUGUUUGUGUAUGAUGGUGUGUGCUUGCUUCAGUGUAAAAGUUAAGAGCUGCUUUGUCAGUUGUGUUUGCGUGCGUCUACUGAGGACAGAGCUCUGGUGGUUUCCUCCUGUCUGUACGAGCUUAGCACAGCGGUCUGUGGUUGUUCUCUCGACACUGUUUCAGUCUUGUCAGCUUCUAGUUUCUUCACAAGUUGCAAAAGCAUUUGACAAAGCAGAGGUAAUGACAUGUUCACAUGAGAUCAGGCAGUCAUAAUUCAUUGGAGGACUUUAAUUGCAGUCACAAUGAAAGUGGCAUCUUUUAACGUCAGACGACUGGGUUUGACCAAAAUCUCUGAUGACAAUGUUGUCAGAUACCUGAUCAAGAUUGUGUCCCGCUACAGUAUAAUCGUGAUACUUGAGGUGGUGGACAAAUCAGGCAAAGCCAUGGAAAAGUUCUUGAGGGAGCUGAACGGUACAAGUGCAAACAAGAAGCACCCUUACACCAUGGUGGUGAGCGCCUCCUUGGGCCGCUCGCACUACAAGGAGCAGGUUGUCUGUCUCUACAGAGAGGAUCAAGUGCAGUUGAGGGACACCUACCAGUAUGAGGACAACCAGGUGGGCGAUGAGGAUGCCUUUUCCCGAGAGCCUUUCAUUCUGCGCUUCUCAUCUCCUCACACAGUGCUGCAGGACUUUGUGCUGAUCCCCGUUCACACCAAGCCUGAUGACUCAGAGAAGGAGCUGGAUGAGCUCUAUGACGUCUUCCUGCACAUGAAGAAGAAGUGGGAGACAGACAAUGUCAUGAUUCUUGGGGACUUCAAUGCAGAUGGUGCCUAUGUGUCCAAGAGGAAAAUGAAACGGAUCAGAAUCCGUAGCGACCCAGAUUUCCACUGGCUUAUUGGGGAUGACGUGGACACAACUGCAAGCACAUCAAAUGACAACACCUAUGACAGGAUUGUGGUUUACCAGAAGGACAUGCUAGCUGCUGUAGUUCCAGGCUCAGCCAAAGCUUUUAACUUCCACCAGGCCUACAGCCUCUCCGAGGAGAUGGCUCUGUCCAUCAGUGAUCACUAUCCAGUGGAGGUGACUCUACGUCCUGCUGCCUCCAAAACCAGGGCCCGCAAGAGGAGAAGGACAUAAUUACACACACAAUAUGAGUCAGAAGCACUGCAUUUAAUCUAAGCCAGUGUUUACUUGACCACUUAACUAAUAAAAAAAAAUCAUUCAUCAUCAUCAUCAAAACAGUAGACCUACUUCAACAGUAUAUUACACAAUAGGCCCA